AUGUUGAGAAGGGAGAAGCCAGGAGUAAGCACCUGUAAGUCUGGAGUGGUGUUUGGUGCCAGCUUAUUCCUGCUGCUUUCACUGACAGUAUUCAGCAUUGUGAGUGUAACAGCCUACAUUGCCUUGGCACUGCUCUCUGUGACGAUCAGCUUUAGGAUAUAUAAGGGCGUGAUCCAAGCUAUCCAGAAAUCAGAUGAAGGCCACCCAUUCAGGGCAUUUUUGGAUUCAGAAGUUGCUAUAUCUGAGGAAUUGAUUCAGAAAUACAGUAAUUCUACUCUUGGUCAUGUGAACUGCGCAAUAAAAGAACUCAGGCGUCUCUUUUUAGUUGAUGAUUUAGUUGAUUCUCUAAAGUUUGCAGUGUUGAUGUGGGUGUUUACCUAUGUUGGUGCCUUGUUCAAUGGUCUCACACUACUGAUUUUGGCUCUGAUUUCACUCUUCAGUGUUCCUGUUAUUUAUGAACGGCAUCAGACACAGAUUGAUCAUUAUUUAGGACUUGCAAAUAAGAAUAUUAAAGAUGCUAUGGCUAAAAUCCAAGCAAAAAUCCCUGGAUUGAAGCGCAAAGCUGAAUGAAAAGCCUGAAAUAAUAGUUUGAAAUAAAUGAACAAUAGUUUAUCUUUAAAGGGGAUGUUCAUUUGAUUACUUGGGGAGGGUCAGGGAAGAAUGGAACCUUGGCAUUGCAGUGUAGUUCACAGAUCUUUAUUUUUUGCAAUGUCGUGUCUGAAGAAAAAUGACCUGUCUUGACUACCAUGUGUUCAUCAUUUUAAGUAUUGUAAGCUGCUAUGUAUGGAUUUGAACCAUAAUCUUUUAUUUUUCCCAUACGAGGCACUGGUAAAUAAAAAAAGACCUGCAAAAGCUGUAUGGUAUACUUUGAUACAGGUAGUCUUGCUGUGUUGAGGAAUUGCAGAGAAAAGUGGAGCUGAGAAAAUAACCUUUUUCACAGUUUGUGCACUGUGUCUGGUCUGUGUAGAUUGAUGCAGAUUUUCUGAAAUGAAAUGUUUAAAUGAUAUACAACUAAGGUAUAAAUGAAAGUUUGCCUUUUUGGUAUGCUCUAGGUGUAUUAUGAAUUUUACUGUUAUAUUGCCAAUAUAAGUAAAUAUAGAUUAUAUAUAUAUCUAUAUAUAGUGUUUCACAAAGCUUAGACCUUUACCUUUCAGCUGCCCCCACAGUGCUUGGUAUUCAGAAAGUCCUUGGUUAUCUAUGUGUGUAGUUCCAAAGCUCUUAAGCUAGAAAAAGAAAAUAUAUUUCUAGGAGCACUUCCAUCUAUUUUCAUCAUGAAAUGAUGCCAUGCUCAUAGACUUCAUCACGCAGACUUAUUGGAGUUAAUUUCGUCACAAACUCAAUCUACGGACUGACUAAUGCUUCAAAAAAUAUUUGCAAAUAUCAAACAUUGUUAUGCAAGAGAUUAUACAAUGAAGAUUUAUACAAUUGUGGUUUAAGCUGUCCUGAACUAAAUCUGUGGAAUGCGUCGUGAACUGUAAAAGCAAAGUAUCAAUAAAGA
Messenger RNA from Suncus etruscus (white-toothed pygmy shrew), 1498 nucleotides. RefSeq names its product reticulon-4-like. The record is from RefSeq and is a predicted model, not a curated record. The transcript is spliced from 2 exons. Gene Ontology annotation, cellular component: neuron projection; postsynaptic density. Gene Ontology annotation, biological process: neuron differentiation; endoplasmic reticulum tubular network formation; brain development. Lineage: Eukaryota; Metazoa; Chordata; Mammalia; Eulipotyphla; Soricidae. Bases 1 to 570 code for a protein of 189 amino acids.